This is a messenger RNA of Dacryopinax primogenitus, 5632 nucleotides long. Its product is annotated as ATPase V1/A1 complex subunit E. The coding region runs from base 21 to 713 and encodes 230 amino acids. Gene Ontology annotation, molecular function: proton-transporting ATPase activity, rotational mechanism. Gene Ontology annotation, cellular component: proton-transporting two-sector ATPase complex, catalytic domain. Lineage: Eukaryota; Fungi; Basidiomycota; Dacrymycetes; Dacrymycetales; Dacrymycetaceae. The record is from RefSeq and is a predicted model, not a curated record. Gene Ontology annotation, biological process: proton transmembrane transport. The transcript has 30 exons.
CCAUUCCACUAGAGCACAACAUGGCAUCCCGUUCAGGACCGCUCAACGACGACGAAGUCAUCUCAGAGACGAGCAAGAUGGUUGCAUUCAUUAGGCAGGAAGCACAGGAAAAGGCCAGGGAAAUCAAGGUCAAAGCUGAUGAGGAGUUCGCGGUCGAGAAGGCCAAAUUGGUAAGGCAGGAGACGGCGGCUAUUGACGCCAAUUUUGAGAAGAAGAGGAAGGGCGCAGAGACGAGCAUCAAAAUUGAACAUUCAACCGCAACGAAUCGCGCCCGGUUGCGUGUUCUUGCUGCUCGUGAACAGCAUCUGCACACGCUCUUUGAAGACGCGCGCAGGCAGGUCGUUCUUAUUGCUCAGCAGGACGAGAAGAAAUAUGGCCAGCUGCUAGAGGGGCUGAUCUUAGAGGGUCUGCUCCGUUUCCUCGAACCCUCCGUCCUCGUUGCCUGCCGACCGUCCGAUGUCGCCCUCUGUAAAUCAGCCUCCCAACGCGCUUCCGCUUCCUACACUUCUACCUCGGGCCGGUCCGUCUCGAUCAGCGUCGAGGGCUCCCUCCCGAAGGAUAGCGCGGGCGGGGUGAGGCUUGCCGCUGGAUCAGGAAGGAUCAUGCUCGAUAACACGCUGGAUGAGCGUUUGGGCCUGUUGGAGGACUCGAUGUUACCGGAGAUCAGGACAGAUCUGUUCGGGAAGAGCGAGAGCAGACACUUCUAUACAUGAUGUAUCCCUCUUUGCCUUUGUCCGUUAUCCCACAUCACGGGAAUGGCAGUACCUUCCUGUUAUUCUCCGCCGCUCCUGCCAUUUCUCCGCAUGCAAACUAAACUGUCACAGCCUGUAGUUUCCCCAGCUACUCUCCGUCAACCAUCCCAUUCCCGGCCUUCAAAGUUAUGCACCGGCCAGAAGGUCAAGAGCGAUACCCCACGCGCUCGACGUUGACCCAGUACUCGUUCGUCUUCCCAUCCCAACACCACCCAAUCGGGCCAAGCUCGCACUCCGCACAACCUAAGUACUUCGUCUUCCUCCCUUCCGUCGCUGGAUUGUCCGCUUCUGUCCCCGCCGCUGCCGAAACGCUUUUCUCAGCCUCCUCGCCCUGUGCUGGUGAACUUGUAGCAAGUGCAGAAGGAUCAGCAGGAACCGCUUUGCUGAACGCUACGUUCUCGAACGCCAUUGGCGAGGGGGUGACUCGCCACCAUUUCUGUUCUCGUGUCAUUGGGGGCAAGACGGGAUGUGGCUCAUCUCGUCCAGCGUCAAGAUCCCGCCAACUGUCGUCCCCGCUCUCUCUCAGCUCCCCAACCCCUUCAAGCAAGAUCAAGCUCCCGCACCCCUCUCUCAAGCACCUCAGCCUAAUCUUAUUUCUCCCCGCCUCAUCCCUGAGCUCCUCAAGCGUAUAGGAGGCGUAUGUCCGUGACGGGGGAGCAGGGGGGAGGUUGCGCGAUGCAAGGAGGGCGGCGAUCACUUGGGCUUGGGUGGGACCGUCUGGCGCAGGGCCGUCUUCUGUGUCCAUCUGGCAGGGCUGCAGAUAGAAAGGAGGUGGACAGUCAGAUCAGUUGUUUAAUAGGCAACAAGUAUUGCAAGUUUGGGGAAGAACAGCGGCUGGGCUGCGCAGGCACAGGGACCAGGAGCAGGCCUUUUCCGCUUCUCCGGCGGCAAACUCGAUCUCCUUCGGUCAUCGUCUCUUGGACAUAAGAAUACGUCAUCCUCGACUCCUUUCCAACCUAGAAAACUAUCGAUUGAACUGACGGUUGGUCGCCUUGCCGACUUUGAAAAUCCGACUAUCUAUAUAAUUCGUACAAGAGGUGCGUUGGAAAUACAUGCCAUGGACGUGGCAUCUAGAAGGCUAUUGAGUCACAGAUUGCCAACCAGUUUGGGAAGCAGCCUAAUGCUGAGCCUGAGCCGCAGCCUGAGCCCGGGCAGCAGCCUGAGCCUGGGCAGCAGCCUGAGCCGCAGCCUGAGCUCGAGCCUGAGCCUGAGCUCGAGCCUGAGCCUGAGCUUCAGCCUGAGCCUUGGCCUUGGCCUGAGCCUCUCCCUGGCCGAUACCGGACACGUUCAACCCCCUGCUCUUGGCGUCAGCAGGGGCCGGAUCGGUGCUGAAGGAACGGUCAUCAUCAGAGGCACUAUCAUCAUACCUGCCGACAGCGCUCUCGGUAUUGGCACGCCGGGGCAGUUGACGCUGACUCAUUAUGUGACCUUGGCUUGUCUGGAGUAAAUGUGACUCUGCGGCGCGUGGCGGUUUGUCUGCCUUUGUUCCUCUCUUCAGGCCCGGUUAUAUGCGUGACUGAGUCUACAGGCUCGGAUUUGCUGCGUGUGUAAUCCGGAAAUCGUGAUUCUUUGGAGAGAAGACAAAGGCCGAACAGUGCCAGCGCAGGGUUUGAAUUUCCGGGUCGCUCCCUUUUCUGGUCAAUAAUAGCGCCCAAACGUCCGGCAGUCAGAGAUACCGAACGCGCAUGACCUGGAAAUAGAGUGUAUGUUCCAUUUACGUGCUUCGACUGCUGAUCGCUUCUGACGAAACUGUGAGAUCAUGCGAGCUAGACAUCAGAGGUCUUGAUCUAUCCGCUCUUUGUUGAGAUAGCGCUGUAUAUUUGCAUCCAGGUGGCCCCGCCAGUGCUUAUGAUCCCUACUUCGUGUUAUUCCACCCUGAAAUUGAAGAUGGACUUUUCGGAAACUGGCUGGACCUCUUUGCCACAGUUGCAGUAUUUCCGGCCAGCGCAUCUGCAGCUCUCAGGGUAAUCUUCUUAAGAAGUUUCAGUGGGAUAAUCGGCGGACUGAGAUGUCAGAGAUACGAUGCGACGCGUGAAUGUUGUUGAGCCCCGGCCCUUGAUGAAAUCCGCGAGCGCCCCACGUUCGUUCGAGAUAUAUUCUUCCCAGCUACGCAGAUCACAAGAUCAUUCUUGAAGUGGAUUAAGUUGAAUAGACUGGCAGACAACGCAGCAACAUCAUCGUCGAAGGGUUUCAUCAGAGGACUACUGGUGCUAAAUCUCGUCCGGGAACUCUUGGUAGAGGCAUAGUUGCUUGGCUAAGUAACUUGUGGGCUUUGAAUACUGACGAGCGAAAUGAAUCUGGAGUCAUGUUCCCUGCAGAUGGGCAUUGUAUGUCCGUGCUGAACAGGGCACUAUAUUUAUCGACGCCUGCUUGCAAACUAUGCAAUAUUUCCAAUUGCAGCCAGAAUUCUCUUUGGGAUAGUAAGGCCAUAGUGCAGUGCCGUGUCUUGGCUCCUUGUGGGUCACGGUAGUAUGGACCAAAUCCAAGACAAUUGACACCUUUUGAGAGCUCGGAGCAAGAACAGUUGUGUAUCUUCCGAACCACGCAACAGGCAUGGAGCUAUGUAGCACAUUUACGAGCGAUACUUGAAUGGUGUGUAUUGCCUAUUGACAUCGAGUCAAGGGUCUGUACUACUGCGACGAGUAGAAUUGGACAACAGAGGGGAUGAAUCGGCCCCUUUUGCAACCAUUUCAACCUGAGCAAGCAGUCCAGACACAUUGCAGGCGUCACAAGUUGAGGGUACAGGGAUGACCAAGCAUUGUGUGACAUAUACCUACUCUUGCCGAGUAGGUAUAUGACGCGCAGAGGUAGGUACUGUGUUUAGCAAGUGCAAAGCAGAGGACUAGUUCGGUAGAGAGCAAGGGGUGGGGUUAGCAGAGGGAAGAUCAGGAAACCUGUCAGUCAACUGCCGAUGAACGAUUGUCGCGUUCUUGGGGUUCGGAAACCGAUAAUAUGGCUUCAACAUUCGGGAAACCAUGAAAAAAACUUUUAGCCUCCAGCAGGCUCCAGCUGAAUUCGUAUACAAGUCCGUGGAAAAAGAAGUCGAGAUCUGAGAUGGUAGGAGAGACGGUAGCCUAUUAGAUUUAACUUGUCAAAUACCCAUAUUGAGGUUUGACGAUUCCAACUUCUGCGGGUGAAUGACACUGGUGGGAGGGUCUAAGGGGGUGAAAGAGCGUGGAGGCAGACCGACAAGGAGAAGGGUGCUGAAAGACGCAUACAGGAUCGGUCUGUGGGUUUAGGCGACCAGUAGGUAGGAUAUCUUUUUGCCUUCCGAUCCAAGUUGCCGGUCUAGAUUUAUCUCUCUGCCCGUCUAUCCAUCUCUGAAGUGGUCGAGGUAAGCAAGCGCGGCGGUACGAUCGACGUCAUACACAGCUAUGAAUGCCCGGGGUGCGCGUGAAGACACAGAUGAUCCACUUCAAGAAAUCAGGAACUUGAUACCCUUGUUGGCGCGGCUGAGAUGGCUGCCGACUGUAACUAAGAUCAUUCAAAUGGUCGCGCCACAAGUUCGACCAUAGGCAGUAUGAUAGCGCUUCCACAAGCUAAAUCAAGCCCGCUUCGUUGAUCCAAUGCUUUGAAGGGCGGGACAAAAGCAUUCACACGAGCAGACAUAGGCAACAGACUACCUGGGGCGAGAUGGGGGACACGGAGUAUCCUCUUCGUCUGAUGGAUCGAUUUCCGAGGAAUCCACGGGAUGCGAGAGUAGCUAAUCUGGAAGAACAUGUCAGGGGGGAACCAACAAACAGCCGAGUACACUUGCUGUACAGUGUUACGGCUACAUAGGAACAGGGAUGUGGCCGAUAGAAAGAAUGGGAUGGACUCCAUAAGCCGAAGCAAGUGGCCCUGUUCGAUACAGAUACGUAGGCUCGUGCUUAGAUAUGUUGCAUUGGGGAAUACCAGCGCCUGCUCAGGCUCGUUCAUCGUUCCGGAGGGCAUAGAGGUAGCGGGCGAUCGCUAAAGCGUUGGGAUGUUUGCGAAUGCUAUGCGGGUGCGCAUGUAACACACAGGGUCACAAAUCGCUCUGGAGGGAGGGCGAUUCUGCUCAUUUGUGCCACAGUAGUGUUUGAGUUGAUAGAGCCGAGAAGACGUUGAAGCAACCGGGCGGUGUGCGGUGUGGUUUCGUAGAAUGCACAGCCUAGGGCAGAUAGAGGCUCGAGACGGCUUCUUGGAAAUGCAAAGCUCCUAGAUGUGUAGUCGCAGGUGUGAUGUUGACAGGAGCAUACCACUGGGAGUCUUCUCGUAUUGGGGAGGAGUGAUCACGCGGAAGACGCGAUCACUACGUGGCAAAGAUCCAGCCGACAAAACUAUGGCCUCAAUCCCAGAAAUGAUGGUCAUCCUGAACAGGGUCUAUUCAAUGAUGAUGUCACACCGUCGGCCAUGGAUGUAUCGGGUUUUGAUGAGGGCAGAUGUCUUUCCAUAGAUGGUAGCUGAUCCACAUUGAACGUGAAGCCCGCUGCGCACAGGUCGUGCACGUAUUCGUGUCAUCGUGCUAAAACUAUAUACGGUAUUCUGACGCUUGAAGUUCCAGGAUGGAGGAUCAUCAGUAUAGGUAGCACGAUGUCGAUUUAGAAACGACGAUCAUGACAAUGACUUGUGAUACUAGAUUGCCGUUCCAGCUUCGGAGUCAAGAGGUUGAGCUAGAUAUCCAACUUCCGUUCACCAUACCCAUCCUCCGGUUUGGUGAAGAAGCCGUCAUGGUCAGCGAUAGCAGCGAAUCCCGUUAAAUGAUGAACCGAGUUCCCAAAGGCGAUGUCCGGAUUGAGGUUUGAUAAACAAAGGGGCGGAGAAGCAAACGGUAGCCGAUCAGCUCCAUAAACGAGGCCAGUUUCCAGGGCUGAAAGACGGAAGUUACGUUUGUUGAAUAGGAGGAUUAGACCAUCAGC